CGCACACACGCGCACGCGGUCCAGUUAGUGAAGCUCCAAUGAGCGGACAGGAACGCGCACAAGGGCUUAGGUUUCAUUAAAGUGUAGAGUUAUUAGUUAGUUAGUUUAGUUUAGUUAGAAACCCGACAGAAACGUGGCGGUGAGAACUGAACGUCUGUCCGCGGUGACUUCUGCGUGUUCAGGCAACACAGAGAGAAAAUAAAGCAAGGGAGAGGAACAGCUCUACUCCCCCUCCCCAAAAACAAGUUCUCAUAAGGAGAAGCAGUGAGGAGCUCGGGCUGUUCAGGAACUUGAAGAAAAGUCUCAUGGGUGAAACUCCUCAUGAAGCUGAUUGAGAAGAUAAUAAGAGUGUGCAGCGCUUCAUGAGGAAUACUGUUAAGAAGAUGGAGAAGCCUCCAUUGCCUAUCGAUGAUGUUCCUGGGAUGGGUGACGGGCAAUCAGUGAUGACGCUGGUGUCAGGGGGAGGGGCAGAGCCUGACGGAGGGGUAGGGCAGGGGGAGGAGGAGCGUCCCGCAUGGGACAGUAAGCUACAGUACGUCCUUGCCCAGGUGGGCUUCAGUGUCGGGCUCGGCAACGUAUGGCGCUUCCCGUAUCUCUGUCACCAAAACGGAGGAGGGGCGUUCCUGUUGUUGUAUGUGAUGCUGCUGCUGCUGAUUGGAGUUCCUCUGUUUUUCAUGGAGCUGGCUGCGGGUCAGAAUAUUCGUCAGGGCAGCAUCGGUGUCUGGAAGCACAUCUCGCCACGCCUCGCUGGUAUCGGCUUUUCCAGCUGUGUGGUUUGUUUCUAUAUGGCUCUGUACUACAAUGUGAUUAUAGCCUGGGCUCUGUUUUACUUGGGAAGUUCCUUCCAGUACCCAUUACCAUGGCAACAGUGUCCUAUAGAACCCGGCAGUAACCAGACAGUGAAGGAGUGUGCUGCCAGCUCUCCUACCUCAUAUUUCUGGUUCCGUAAGGCACUUGAUAUCUCUGACUCAAUUGAUCAAUCUGGAGAGUUUAAUCCUGUCAUAACCGGUUGCCUGCUUGCAGCCUGGGCUAUAGUCUGUCUCGCCAUGAUCAAGGGCAUCAAGUCCUCAGCCAAGGUGAUGUACUUCUCCUCGAUUUUCCCAUAUGCUGUGCUCUUCUGUUUUCUCAUCAGAGGUCUGAUGCUGGAUGGAGCCAUCGAAGGACUCGCCUAUAUGUUCUUCCCUAAAUUAGAGAUCUGGGGUGAGGUGCAGGUUUGGCGGCAGGCUGCCACUCAAGUUUUCUUUGCUCUCGGUCUGGGCUACGGAUCUGUGAUUGCUUACUCCUCCUACAACCCAAUCAACAACAACUGCCACCGGGACGCCCUCAUGGUUUCCGCCAUCAACUUCAUGACCUCAGUCCUGGCCUCGCUCGUCAUCUUCACGGUCCUCGGCUUCCGAGCCAAGAACAUUGCCCUGGCGUGUGUUGCAGAGAAUGUGAGUAAAAUGUCAGAGAUGGCAGCUUCAGGAACAGCUCCGCACUGGUGGCCAUGGUUCAAUAUGUCCAACCCCAGAUCCGUGGAACUAAAGGAUUACCAGGAGUGGUACACCCUUUAUGGGAGCUCGCUAGGCUCAAACAUCACCAAUUGUGACGUGGAGAGAGAAAUGAACAAGGGAGUGGAAGGGACUGGUUUGGCAUUUAUAGCAUUCACUGAGGCCAUGGCGCUGUUCCCAGGCAGUCCGUUCUGGUCCGCGUUGUUCUUCCUCAUGCUCCUGAAUCUGGGUCUGUCCACCAUGUUCGGUACCAUGCAGGGCAUCCUCACGCCACUCAUGGACAACUUUAAACUGUUGGGCCGCCACAAAACACUGCUCACUGUGAUAAGCUGUAUCCUGGGCUUCCUGAUUGGUCUGCUCUUCACUCAGCGUAGCGGGAACUACUUUGUGACCAUGUUCGAUGAUUAUUCUGCCACUUUGCCGCUGAUGGUCGUCGUCAUCUUUGAGACGAUCAGUGUAGCGUGGAUCUACGGUGCCGAUCGGUUUCUGGACGAUGUGGAGGUGAUGUUGAAAUGGCGCCCUCCAGCGAUCUAUAAGUACAUGUGGAAGUAUGUGUGUCUGCUGGCUAUGAUGGGUCUGCUGACUGCCAGUGUGCUGCGCAUGUUCUUCAAGUGGCCCACUUACACAGCGUGGGACCACACCACGGGGUCUGAGAGCAGCUUGGGAUACCCGGGUUGGGCCUUGGUGAUGCUUGCGUUGCUUAUCAUCACCGCCUUUCUUCCAGUGCCUGUUGGCUAUGUGCAUUCCCUCCUCACCCAUAAGCAUGGCCAAUCACAGGCAGAGGGAGAGGCUGAGCAUCACAGAGAACGAUACUCCAAGUGUAGUACCACCGAGCCAGAACUCAACAACCAUCACGCUCCUCCGGAUGAGGACGGCAGCCGACCCCGAAGCACCUUCCUGCCCGUGGCUGCAGAUAACUACAGGCUUCUCUCACAACAGGAAGACGGGGAAGAGGAGGAGGAUGACACAGAACUGUAAUAAAGGUGGACAAGAAAAACAGUGUACUGGAGAAGCGGUUAGACAUGAAAUGGCUGAACGGGAUGCUGGAGUGUCUAACACACAGUUGCCAAGGCGACUGUGCUUACAGUGUCAUUUUAAAGAUUAGGUAUAGAGAGUUAGUAAAUGCUAAACUGGACUGAAGUAGAACAAAAUCUCAAAUUUUGAGAAGAAUCAACACAAUCCCGUUAUCAUGGGUUAGAAACCAAACAGGGGUUGGAUGUACUGAUGACAUCCUUGAUACUGAAGCGUUGAGGCGUGUGUCAAAAAUUCAAUAAGUUCAACACUGUAUCAGUGCUUUUUUUUUUUUUUUUUUUUCUUUUUUCCUUAGCUAUAAACACAUCACCAGUGAUUUCACGAUGCUUUGUUUUGGCACAAGCACGGGACUGCUUUGGAAACUGAUUCAAAAGAAAAGCAAACCUUGCAAAACAAAAAAAAUGUAUUGAUAAUCUCACGGGUAAAAUCAACAAGCACUAUUAAUCUCUCGCAUUUUACAGUUCAGUUAAUCCCACAUGAGGUUUGUCUAUGAACUAAUAGGUGAGGAACUUCUCUGUAAAUGGCUUCAAUGUAAAUUAACAAGUAUGUUAGUGUUGCUCAACAGGUUCAUUGUAUAUAGAUGUAAUCUAUCAUAGAUGUAUGCUAUAUCUUUAUACAGGAUUAUCAUUAUAAUAGUUUUAUUAUUUAAAAAGAUAAUAAUAUUAUAGUACUUUUGUCAAGUCCCCAGGCUCCUUGUGUAGGAUAAUGGUGCAGAAAAUGGAUGAAAGGAUGGUGUAUAUGGGCGCAUAUGUAGUUUGUGUUGUACACAAUUUACAUUAUCCAGGGUUCCUCUGCAGGUCUUAAAAUAUCUGAAACACUAUGGCAUUUAAAGCUGGAGCUGGACGAAUGUAGGCAUGUGCGUAUAUUGUUGUCGCAUGCAGUGGAUAGUGAAUUGACUUCUGUUCUUGGUAUUGGAGCCAUUCGAAGAUUGUGGGUUCGAGUCCCACCAGUGUCGUUUGCUUUCUGGGGAGUGGUGGCUCAAUGGUUAAGACACUGAACAUUGAAAGGUCAUGAGUUCCAAUCCCAGCACCACCAACCUGCCAAUGCUGGGCCCUUGAGCAAGGCCCUUAACCCUUAACUGCUCAGCUGUAUAAAUGAGAUAAAUGUAAGUCGCGCUGGAUAAGGGCGUCUGUCAAAUGUAAUAUAAAAUGCCUGUAGAUCCUAAACACUAGGGUUCAAAAUCCAUUGUGUUUAGACUUUUUUUUUCCUGCACCAAUACAGCCUCCCUAAAGCAUAUUGAAUGUUAUUAUUAUUAUUAUUAUUAUUAUUAUUAUUAUUAUUAUUAUAUCCUUUAUGAUAGUUUGUUUUUUUUUUUUUUUAAGAAAUAUCAAGAAACCGAGUAAAAGGGUGCUGGGACCCUUACUUUUUAAUUUUUUUUUAAAUAAAGAAGCAAGUGUCAAGACUCCUUUGUCUCAGAUGUGAGCGAAGCAUCAGUGUAAGCUAUGCUGUGGGCACCUUCCCACCAUAUUUUUUGAAAGUAUAAAAAAAAUUAUACAUUUUUUUAUGAGCUUCUGGCAGAAUCUGAUCCAAAUGUUUUUUUUAAAUAACAGCUGUGUCAUGGUGGUGUUAUGCGAGUACUGAAAAACUGUGAUCAGUACUGGGUACUCUAUACUGUAAGUACUGUGCCAAUAGACAUAGUUGGGUUUUGUUUUCUGUUGCCAAAGAUACCUGCCAUUUUUGCAGUUAUAAUAAAUAAUAUAAGCCCUAAGGUUUUCAGUGUGAAUCCAAUGCUAGACAUACAUGAACUGCGAGACAAAAUCAUCCUGAAACAAUUUUAUCAUACAACCCUAAUUCCGAAGAAACAAACAUUAUUUGAUGUUUUACUUUGUGAAUUUAAUUUAUUUUUGAAAAUAUACACUCAUUUCAAAUCUGAUGACAGCAACACACUCCAGAAAAGUUGGGACAGUCGACUGUUACCACUGUGUAACAUCACCUUUUCUUUUAAUAACACUUUUGGAUGCUGAAGACACCUUUUGGUUAAGUUUAGCAAGCGGAAUUUUCCCCCAUUCAUCCAUUAUGCAUUUCUGCAGCUGCGCAACUGUAUGGGGCCUUUUGCGCUUCAUAAUGCGCCAUCCAUUCUCAAUCGGAGAGAAGUCAGGACUGCAGGGAGGCCAUGCUAGCACCCGCACUCUCUGCUUACGCAAUAAUGCGCUUGUAAUCCAGGCAGAAUGUGGUUUGGCGUUGUCCUGCUCUGGAUGGCAGCGUAUGUUGCUCCAAAAUGUUCAUGUAUCUUUCUGCAUUAAUGGUGCUCUCACAGAUGUGGAAGUUACCCAUGCCAUGGGCACUGACACACCCCCAUACCAUGACAGGCACUGGCUUUUGGACCUGACGCUGAUAGCUUGGAUGGUCCUAUUCCUCUUUGGCCUGGAGAACACGACGGCUGUUUUGUCCAAAAACUAUUUGAAAUGUUGACUCAUCGGACCACAAAACAUGAUUCCACUGUGCUAUUGUCCAUCUCAGAUGAGACCGAGCCUAGAGAAUUCGGCAGCACUUCUGGACAGUGUUGAUGUUUGGAUUCAGCUUUGCAUAGUAAAGCUUUAACUUGCAUCUGUGGAUGCAGCGGUGAAUGGCGUUGACUGACAGAGGUUUACGAAAGUAUUCCCGAACCCAUGUCAGGAUCUCCAUUACAGACUCAUGACGGUUUUUAAGACAGUGACGUCUGAGGGAUCGGAGAUCACGAGCAUUCAGAAGUGGUUUUCAGCCUCGCCCUUUACACACACAGAUUUGACCGGACUCCUUGAAUCGUUUAAUUAUAUUGUACACUGUAGAAGGUGAAAUGCGAAAAUUCUACCGAUUUUGUCUUUGGGGAAUGUUGUUCUCAAAGUGUUGGAUUAUUCGCUGAUGCAUCUGUUGGCAGAUUGGCGAGCCUCGACCCAUCCUUGCUCUUGAAGGACUAGGCCUUUUUUGGAGGCUCCUUAUAUACUAUGAUUAGACGAUUCCCUCACCUGUUUCACAUCACCUUCUUAUUUUAACUCAUCAUAUCUCUAUUAGUAAUAAAUUGCCCCAUCCCAACUUUGUUGGAACAUGUUGCAUGCAUCAAUUUCAAAAUAAACAUUUAUCUUCAAAAAAAAAAAGCCAUGCAGUUGAUUAGCUAAAACGUCAAAUACCUUCUUUUAUACUUUUUUUUGUUUGUUUAAAUACAAGUCAGAGUACAUUUACAAAUCACUCCUCUUUCUUUUUAUUAGCAUUUUCCAUACCGUCCAAACUUUUUCGGAAUCGGGGUUGUACUUGUUUUUGACUGAAAUAUUGCAGGUAAUGCAAGAUAGCUUGUGCCUAAUACAAUCACCACAGGUGCGUCCAAGGAUGAAUCACAGAAAGGACUGUAGUAUAAAAACUCUGUGUAUUGUUUACCUCCUCUUUGUACAAAUCCUGAUUAAAAAAUAUCCAGCACUACUACUGUUAAGCACGGGAUUGAGAAAGGAGCCAAGAAAUGUGCUAAGUCAGUGUGUAAAAUCAUUCUGAAUGCACACUCACAUUACUGUAUGCUGAGCACACAACCUGAAACAGCAAGUGACACUGUAACCAGCAGUGGGUCUAGCGUGCGCUUUCAUGAACAUCAGCGAAUGACUAUCAAGCUUCUUUUCUAAUAUUACGUAAUGUUUUAAUAAAUAAUAAUCCUAAAAUUAAAUAAAUCAGGGGUGCAUUUUAUUAUAGCUUUAUAUAGCAAUAUUUCCAUAUCUUGUAUAUGACAAAUAAAAUGUGUGUAGAACUUGCCAAUGAAGCCUUCUGUCUCA
Messenger RNA from Ictalurus punctatus (channel catfish), 6256 nucleotides. It is a transcript of the gene slc6a16a, whose product is annotated as solute carrier family 6 member 16a. The transcript has 13 exons. Lineage: Eukaryota; Metazoa; Chordata; Actinopteri; Siluriformes; Ictaluridae. The coding region runs from base 363 to 2468 and encodes 701 amino acids. Gene Ontology annotation, biological process: sodium ion transmembrane transport. The record is from RefSeq and is a predicted model, not a curated record. Gene Ontology annotation, cellular component: membrane.